GCAGCUUUACAGCACAGCUCUCUUCACGACACAGCCAAUCGUUUUUACGACCGUGUUGUCUUCCGCCAUAAAGCACAACGCGUGGACUCGAAGGAAGGUUAAAGUGAACCCUACAAAAAAAAAAAAAAAAACACGCAUCAUGCCGUUCGUGGACCUGCAGUCGCGGCUCGGUAUCAACAUGGACCGCUGGAUUCUGAUGCAGAGCGGAGCGCAGCCCCACAAGAGAGCGGCACGCUGCCACGCCUUUGAGAAGGAGUGGAUUGAAUGUUCCAGCGGCAUCGGACAGACCCGCGCCAAGAAGGAGUGCCAGGUGGAGUUUGAGGACUUCUACGAGUGUCUACACAGGGAAAAGACAAGCGCUAGGCUGUUGGCGAUCCGUAAGCAGCGUGAAAAGAUGAUAAAGGAGGGGUCCUACACACCACCAGCCUGCCACGCGGGCCAGGCAGAGCAGACACCAUGAAGGAACACACAGCUGUCCGCAGUUCGGUUCCUGUGUAUAGUAAAUCAUAUAUCACUAUUUCCUGUUCACCUGUACAAGUUUGCAAAUAAAUGUUAUCAUCUA
Dicentrarchus labrax (European seabass) is the source of this 562-nucleotide messenger RNA. RefSeq names its product NADH:ubiquinone oxidoreductase subunit S5 (gene ndufs5). Lineage: Eukaryota; Metazoa; Chordata; Actinopteri; Moronidae. The transcript has 3 exons. Gene Ontology annotation, biological process: mitochondrial respiratory chain complex I assembly. The record is from RefSeq and is a predicted model, not a curated record. The coding region runs from base 140 to 460 and encodes 106 amino acids.